CGGCGCUCACGGCCUCUGGGCUUCCCUGAAGUGCCUGCCAAAUAAGACCGGGAAAAGAAGGGCGACGGCCCGGGGAGAGGGGAGAAGCUGAGCCUGACUCCUGGGGGAUGGGGCCCAAAGGCAACAGUGAGAUUCAGAUGAGAUCCGGCGGAGUGCUUGAAUGUGAAAGCGGCCUAACAGGUCCUAGGAAGAAAAGCUGAAUGGAAGGUGCAGGUGGAAGAGAGGCAGCUCCGAGUGGAGGCUGGGGACCCGACUGGUGGAGCAGCCCUAGGGUCACGUAACUCUCUGCUGUGAGUUUCACAGACAGAGCUCUCCAGGUGUUUCAUUUGGUCUCUCAGUAUUUAAUUUGAUGAAUGCCAUCAUGGGAAGUGGCAUCCUUGGCUUAGCUUAUGUUAUGGCCCAUACUGGUAUCCUUGGAUUUAGUUUCCUGCUGCUGAUAGUUGCUCUUCUGGCUUCUUACUCAGUUCAUCUCCUGCUUAAUAUGUGUAUUCAGACAGCUGUGACAUCUUAUGAAGAUCUUGGACUCUUCGCAUUUGGAUUACCUGGAAAGGUGGUGGUGGCAGGCACCAUAGUAAUUCAGAAUGUUGGAGCUAUGUCAUCUUAUCUUUUAAUUAUUAAAACAGAGCUUCCUGCUGCUAUUUCAGAAUUUUUGUCUGGAGACUAUAGUAGGUCAUGGUAUCUUGAUGGACAAACACUACUAAUAAUCAUUUGCAUUGGCAUUGUGUUCCCUCUUGCACUUCUUCCUAAAAUAGGCUUCCUUGGCUACACAAGUAGUUUAUCAUUUUUCUUUAUGGUGUUCUUUGCUCUUGUGAUAGUAAUUAAAAAAUGGUCCAUCCCUUGUCCUCUGACAUUAAAUUAUGUAGAGCAAUACAUCCAGAUUUCAAAUGCGACAGAUGAUUGUAAACCAAAGCUCUUUCAUUUCUCCAAAGAGAGUGCCUAUGCCAUACCAACCAUGGCUUUUUCAUUUCUCUGCCAUACGUCAGUAUUGCCCAUAUACUGUGAGCUUCAAAGCCCUUCAAAGAAAAGAAUGCAGAAUGUAACCAAUACAGCAGUUGCUUUAAGUUUUCUCAUUUAUUUUGUAUCUGCACUCUUUGGAUACCUCACUUUUUAUGACAAAGUGGCGUCAGAAUUACUACAAGGCUAUAGUAAAUACCUGCCGCAUGAUGUUGUUGUCAUGACUGUGAAGUUGUGCAUACUGUUUGCUGUGCUUUUGACAGUGCCUCUAAUCCACUUCCCUGCAAGGAAAGCUUUAAUGAUGAUGUUUUUCUCCAAUUCUUCAUUCUCAUGGAUUCGCCAUUCUUUGAUCACUCUAGCACUCAAUAUUAUCAUCGUUUUACUUGCGAUAUAUGUUCCUGACAUUCGGAAUAUAUUUGGUGUGGUUGGUUCCAGUACAUCGACGUGUUUGAUUUUUGUAUUCCCAGGACUGUUUUAUCUUAAACUUAGCCGAGAGGACUUUCUCUCAGGGAGAAAGCUUGGGGCUUUUGUUUUGCUCAUCUUUGGAAUUUUGGUUGGGAAUUUUAGUUUAGCACUCAUCAUUUUUAAUUGGAUUAAUAAGUGAAAGACAUAUUUUCCUGCUUCUUAUGAAGACUAAUUUACCUCCAUAUGCAAAAAGGAAUAAUUCUGGAAGCCACCUUGGAUGAAUUCUCUUUGUGUGGGUUAACAUUUUUGUAAACAUUAUUAAUAGGAAAGUGGAACAAAAUGGGAGUGAGUAGAGGAAAGUGAGCUCAUAGCAAUUUUAAUCAAAAUAAGAAAGAAACUCAAAAUGCUCAGGUCAGUCUUUCAUUUGUGGGUUUAUUUUUUUUAAAAAAUCAAUAGACUUUAUUUUUUAGGGAAGUUUUAAUGUUUACAGAAAUAUUGAGCAAAAAGUACAGAGAGUUCCCAUAUAUCCCCUCACCCCCAGCACACCUGUACUUACCCAUAUUAUUAACACCUUUCAUUAGUGUAGUGCAUUUGUUAUUCUUGAUGAGCCAGUAUUGAUACAUUAUUAUUAACUGAAGGUCCAUAGUUUACAUUAGGGUUCACUC
Molecule: messenger RNA, 2024 nt
Organism: Equus caballus (horse)
Lineage: Eukaryota; Metazoa; Chordata; Mammalia; Perissodactyla; Equidae
Gene: SLC38A6
Product: solute carrier family 38 member 6
Biological process (GO): L-glutamine transport; amino acid transmembrane transport
Cellular component (GO): plasma membrane
Molecular function (GO): L-glutamine transmembrane transporter activity
Source: RefSeq, a predicted model, not a curated record